AUGGAAGCGGCUGCCCGUGCAGGCAAAAGCCUAAAUGAACCAGUCAAGGCCAUCGAAGAUAAGUGGCUGCUAUUGCCAGCGUACUUGCAGGUCAAGGGUCUAGUAAAGCAGCAUAUCGACUCGUUCAACUACUUUGUCGAUGUGGACCUGAAAAACAUCCUGCGUGCGAAUGAGCGCGUCACUUCGGAUAUUGAUCCCAAGUUCUACCUGAAAUACACCAAUAUCACUGUGGGCCAUCCCGAGCGUGCAGACCCUGAUGCAAUCGACCGCAGCAUAACGCCACACGAGUGUCGUCUGCGCGACAUUACUUACAGUGCAUUUAUCUAUGUGGAUAUUGAAUAUACGCGUGGUGGCAAGAUUGUGCGUCGGAAGAAUGUGCCGAUCGGCCGCCUGCCCAUCAUGCUGCGCAGCAACAAGUGUUGGCUUGCCGGGCAAGACGAGGCAACCCUCGCGCGUAUGAACGAGUGUCCACUGGAUCCGGGUGGCUAUUUUGUCGUCAAGGGCACGGAAAAGGUCAUUCUCGUGCAGGAGCAGCUGUCAAAGAACCGUAUUAUUGUCGAGGCCGAUAGUCGCAAGGAAGUCGUCCAGGCCUCUGUCACUAGUUCGACGCACGAGCGCAAAUCCAAGUCAUAUGUGCUGACGAAGCACGGGCUCAUCUAUGUGAAACACAACUCGCUGAACGAGGAUAUCCCGAUUGUCGUUGUCUUCCGUGCAAUGGGCAUCCAGUCCGACAAGGAGAUUCUCCAGCUCGUCGCUGGCCAGGACGAGACGUAUGCGGAGCUGUUUUCCAUAAACUUGGAACGAGCAGCGAAGCUCGGCAUCUUUACACGGCAGCAAGCUUUGGACUACAUGGGGGCGCGAGUCAAAAUCAUGCGCCGUGGCGUUGGCAUGCGCCGCACGGCGAGCGAUGAGGCGCUCGAAGUUUUGGCCACCGUUAUUAUGGCUCAUGUGCCUGUCGAACAGGGUGAUUUCCGAAACAAGACCAUGUACAUUGCCACGAUGGUGCGCCGCGUACUGGUGUGCAUGGUCGACGAGAGCAAGGUCGAUGACCGCGACUAUGUGGGUAACAAGCGUCUGGAGCUGGCCGGCCAGCUGCUGGCCCUUUUGUUCGAAGAUUUGUUCAAAAAGUUCAACUUUGAUCUAAAGACAAACAUCGACAAGGUGCUGAAGAAGCCGAACCGCACAUCUGAAUUUGAUGCGUACAACCAGUUCUUCUAUCAUGGCGACUACAUUACAGCAGGCUUUGUGCGUGCGAUUUCAACAGGCAACUGGAGUCUGAAGCGAUUCAAAAUGGAGCGUGCCGGCGUCACGCAUGUGCUGAGCCGGCUCAGCUACAUCAGCGCUCUGGGUAUGAUGACGCGAAUCAGCAGUCAGUUUGAAAAGACUCGGAAAGUGUCCGGUCCACGAGCUCUGCAGCCGUCACAGUGGGGCAUGCUCUGUCCGUCCGACACGCCUGAGGGUGAGGCAUGUGGACUUGUGAAGAACUUGGCCUUAAUGACCCACAUCACGACAGACGUCGACGAGGCGCCCAUCGUCCGCCUCUGCUACGCGCUGGGCCUCGAAGACAUCAACUUGCUUACGGGCGCCGAGCUGUACCAACCAUCGACAUACAUCGUGUUUUUGAACGGCAAUGUUGUGGGCGUCACGCUCACACCCCACAGAUUCGUCGCCCAGUUCCGUCGACUGCGGCGUGCGGGGCUCAUCUCGGAGUUCGUCGGUAUCUACACGAAUACGCAUCACCAGACAGUGAACAUUGCGUCGGAUGGCGGCCGGAUCUGCCGUCCGAUGAUCAUUGUUGAAAACGGUCGGCCGCAGGUGACGUCUGAGCACAUUCGACAGCUGCAGGCCGGUACGAUGACGUUUGAUGACUUUUUGCGCCGUGGCUUGGUUGAGUACCUGGAUGUGAACGAGGAGAACGACUCAAACAUUGCCCUCUUUGAGCAUAGCAUUGGACCAUCGACAACGCACCUGGAGAUUGAAUGCUUUACGCUGCUAGGCGCCUGUGCAGGCCUAAUUCCGUAUCCACACCACAACCAGUCACCACGCAACACUUAUCAGUGUGCCAUGGGUAAGCAGGCCAUUGGUGCGAUUGGGUACAACCAGCUGAAUCGCAUCGACACACUGCUGUACCUGAUGGUGUAUCCGCAGAAGCCAAUGGUAUCGACGAAGACGAUCGAGCUCAUUGGUUACGACAAACUGCCUGCCGGCCAGAAUGCCAUGGUUGCCGUAAUGAGUUUCUCCGGCUACGAUAUUGAGGAUGCGCUUGUGAUGAACUGUGCGUCACUGGACCGAGGCUUCGGCCGGUGUCAAGUGAUGCGGAAACAGUCCACGGUACUGAGAAAGUAUGCCAAUGGCACGUUUGACCGCCUGGCUGAUGCGCCUGUGAAUGAACACGGCGAACCACUACGUCGGUUCGAGGCUCUUGAGGCUGACGGCAUCUCAGGCGCGGGCGAGAGGCUCGAGCCCGGCGACGUGUAUAUCAACAAGCAAAUCCCUACGAAUGCGAACGACAACAGCGCAGGCACCAUGCUUAACUCGGCAAUCACGUAUAAGAACGCUCCUUUGUCGUACAAAUCGCCUGUCGAGGGGUAUAUUGACCAGGUGCUCAUUAGCGACACUGACUCGGACCAGACGCUCGUCAAGUCGCUCAUUCGACAGACACGGCGGCCUGAGCUCGGCGAUAAAUUCUCGUCGCGCCACGGGCAGAAAGGUGUGAUUGGCUUGAUUGUGCCGCAGGCUGAUAUGCCAUUCAACGAUCAGGGUAUCUGUCCUGACAUUAUCAUGAACCCACAUGGUUUCCCGUCACGAAUGACGGUCGGCAAGAUGAUUGAACUGGUGUCUGGAAAAGCAGGUGUACUACGUGGCACGCAAGAAUAUGGUACUGCCUUUGGCGGCUCCAAGGUCGAAGACAUGUCUCGCAUUCUCGUUGAGCAUGGUUACCACUAUGGUGGCAAAGAGUACAUGACCAGCGGCAUGACAGGUGAGCCCCUCGAGGCGUACGUCUACUUUGGCCCGAUCUACUACCAGAAGCUCAAGCACAUGGUCAUGGACAAGAUGCAUGCACGCGCACGUGGACCGCGUGCUGUGCUAACGCGCCAGCCGACAGAAGGGCGCAGUCGCGAUGGUGGCCUGCGUCUUGGUGAGAUGGAGCGUGACUGCUUGAUCGGCUACGGCGCGACGCAGCUCCUUCUCGAGCGCCUGAUGGUCAGUUCCGAUGCGUUUGUGGUCAAUGCAUGUGAGGAGUGUGGUCUACUAGGCUAUAAUGGCUACUGUGGCUACUGCAAGAGCUCCAAGCACGUCGUCAAACUCACGGUUCCAUACGCGACGAAGCUCUUGUUCCAGGAACUCAUGGCGAUGCAGGUGGUGCCUCGCCUCGUGCUUGAAGAGGCUGUGUAG
Molecule: messenger RNA, 3396 nt
Organism: Malassezia globosa CBS 7966
Lineage: Eukaryota; Fungi; Basidiomycota; Malasseziomycetes; Malasseziales; Malasseziaceae
Exons: 1
Coding region: 1-3396 (1131 amino acids)
Biological process (GO): DNA-templated transcription
Cellular component (GO): RNA polymerase III complex
Molecular function (GO): DNA binding; ribonucleoside binding
Source: RefSeq, a predicted model, not a curated record